Molecule: messenger RNA, 2461 nt
Organism: Arachis stenosperma
Lineage: Eukaryota; Viridiplantae; Streptophyta; Magnoliopsida; Fabales; Fabaceae
Product: fatty acid amide hydrolase
Exons: 20
Coding region: 324-2114 (596 amino acids)
Biological process (GO): N-acylethanolamine metabolic process
Cellular component (GO): membrane
Molecular function (GO): N-(long-chain-acyl)ethanolamine deacylase activity
Source: RefSeq, a predicted model, not a curated record
AGUAGACAUAGACGGAGUCAAGAGAGUAGCGCAACGAAGCAACUGAAUGAGAAGAAGUGGUUCGUGGACGAAAAUGUCAAAGCCAAAACGCACCGUAUCGCAUCGCAGCACUACUUGUUGAGUCUUAAAUGAUUCCGUUAUUAUUUACUUUCACUUGUCACCCAAUGCUUCUCGCCGUUUACCUCCAAACGCUACUGCCAAAUUCUCUCUCCUUCGCAAUUUCUCUUUCGAACCUCGUUUAGUUUCCGCUUUUGCUUCUCCUCGAGUUCGAGCAUUUUCACCGCUCGUCAAUUCUUUCGCGUUUUGAUUUUGAGCUUGUGGAGAUGGUGAAGAAGCUUGAAAUGUUGCCGGCGAAGGACGUGGAUUUGUCCUCCGUCAAAUAUGAACAUGAAGUUGUCAAAGCUCCGCAUUUGACUGGAUUCGUGUUUCGAUUCUUUGUGAGGAUACUUGAACUUCCAUUGAUAGGUCCUGCUAUCAUGACUCAUUUGAAGAAGGACAACAAAAUUGAUCAGUUACUGCGGCAUACUGUAAUACCAGAAGGACCGAUGUUUAAACCUGAAUAUCCACCUCGAGAAACGGAACCUGGUGUUGUAGUCCUUGAUGAAGAUGGGAGCCCUGCAAGCCGAGUAGAGUCUGCCUUGAAGUGUCUGCCACAGUAUGAUCCUUCUAAAUCCUGGGAAGAUUCAUCCUUACCCUUUCGGUACUGGAAGAUACGAGACUAUGCUCAUGCCUAUCGAUCUGGAAAAGUAACCCCGUCUAUGGUUGCUGAGCGCAUCAUCUCAGUUAUAGAGGAGAAUUGCAGAAUUAAGCCACCAGCGCCACUUUUGAUAUCGUUUGAUGCUGCAGAAGUCCGGAAGCAGGCAGCAGCAUCUACUCAGAGGUUCGAAGCAGGAAAUCCGUUAUCAAUAUUAGAUGGAAUUUUCAUCGCGAUCAAAGAUGAUAUAGACUUGUAUCCCCAUCCAUCUAAGGGUGCAAGUACGUGGAUGCAUGAGGUACGUACUGUAAAGGAGGAUGCUGUCUGUGUUUCAAGGCUGCGUAGCUGUGGUGUCAUUUUUGUUGGGAAGGCAAAUAUGCAUGAGUUUGGAAUGGGUACAACUGGAAAUAAUCCUAACUACGGAACUACAAGAAAUCCUCAUGCACCUGAUAGGUAUACUGGUGGAUCUUCUUCUGGUCCAGCUGCAAUUGUGGCAUCUGGAAUAUGUUCUGCUGCACUGGGAACUGAUGGUGGAGGUUCUGUUCGUAUUCCUUCUUCCCUUUGUGGUGUGGUGGGACUGAAAUCAAAUUAUGGGCGAACAAGCAUGCAGGGGUCAUUAUGUGAUAGUGGAACGGUAGAAAUUAUUGGACCGAUUGCUUCAUCAGUAGAGGAUAUCAUGCUAGUGUAUGCGGCAAUGUUGGGUGCAUCACCAGAAAAUAGAAUCAGCUUGAGACCACUGCCAAAUCAUAUUUUGGGAUCAUUAAGAAUAGGGAAGUAUACAGCGUGGUUUAAUGAUGUUCAUUCGACUGAAGUAUCCGACAAAUGUGAGGAUGCUCUGAAUCUGUUGACAAAGGCGCAUGGUUGUGAAAUAAUAGAGAUUGUUAUACCAGAGCUUCAUGAGAUGCGAACUGCCCAUGUUGUUUCCAUUGGCUCGGAAUGCUUGUCUUCAAUAAAUGCUGAUUGUGAAGACGGGAAAGGGGUAAAAUCAACAUAUGAUACACGGACUAGUAUGGUACUUUUUCGGUCGUUUACAGCAGCAGAUUAUAUUGCAGCCCAACGUAUUAGACGAAGGAUUAUGCAUUAUCACAUGGAAAUUUUCAAGAAGGUGGAUAUCAUAGUGACACCAACAACUGGCAUGACAGCACCCAAGAUCCCUCCUAGUGCUCUGCAAAGUGGUGAGACAGAUAUGCAGACAACAGCUUACCUUAUGCGAUUCAUUAUAGCGGGGAAUCUUCUGGGACUCCCUGCUAUUAGUGUCCCGGUUGGUUACGAUAAAUCAGGACUUCCAAUAGGUUUGCAGGUGAUAGGCCGACCGUGGGCGGAAGCUACAAUUCUGCGUAUAGCAUCUGCAGUGGAGAGACUCUGUGGUGAGUCAAAGAAAAGGCCACUGCAAUAUCAUGACAUUCUGAGGACAAACUGAAGCAACAAUAUUUGUGCUGAAGCGUUCCCCGUGUAUUUGAUCCUUGGGGGCAAUGGGCAUCUGAUUUUCUCAAGGAUGUAUUUCAGUAUUUGUUUCAAGUUUCAAUUGUUUGUAGGAAAUAACUGCUGGAAGCAAAAAUUAUAAUAAUUUAAAGGCGGCAAAACAUAGUUUCGGAAAUAAAGAAUAUCAUGGAUGCCGGCAUAUUGUGCACCUCAUCAAGAUGCAUAACAGCACAAGGGAGCUUCUUUAGCGUCUAAAAUAAUAUUGUAAGUUUGUAACAAUGUACAAAAUUCAUUUUAGGGAGUGAAAAUUUGUGCUAUCUGCUGAGAAGAUAUCUUACGUGAUAA